UAAUAUUAAAAAUGGGACAGACAUUAGGAAAUGCGAUUAAGUCCUUUGAUGCUUUUAGCCAGCCGGUUGGGUUCUCCAGAAACAAAAAGCAUAUUUAUUCACACUGGUGUGCUAGUAUAGUAAAAAUACUUAUCCUUGCUAUUGUUGUUGGAUUUUUGGUUGUCAUGAUUAUCGAACCUAUUGAACCUGAAACCAGCGCUGACGUGACAACUAAAACGACAAACUGACCGACAAGAAGACAGUUAGGCCAAACUCAAGAUCCUAUAUUAUAUGAUGGAGGAACUCCUCAAACAGUUUAUAGUGAUAUAGAAGCCAAUAUGGAUUACUGGAUUGAAGAAUGGGACGAAGUUGAUUCAGCUAUCACCUCUACUAGGGAGAUUUUGCCUUUCCAAUCAGGUUUUAAUAUGGCCUUCUGACUCAAUAGGCCAUACGAUGCUGAACAAUAUGCAGCAUUAAGUACUCUAUAUGCAAACUCUGCAGGUUUAGGUCUUGCUGGGAUAGUUCCUUGAACAGCAUCUAUGUUUCAUGAAUCUCUUGAAGCUGAGUUCAAUGCAAACUAUCUUGGGUUUUGUGUUUGCAUUGAUAACAAUGCUGAUAUUUCAUUUAAAGGCAAUCAAUUACAUUCAAGUCCUUACUUUCUCGCUUCAGUUUUGUCAAAUGCUCCAUGAGAUGAUUGAGGCCAUCAGAAUGGAUAUUGGGAUGGAAUUUCAAUGACUAUAUUCUCUGUCGACGGAUACUACAUUCCUUUUGCAAAUCCUUCUAUUGGCUAUCGAUUCCGUAAAACAAAAUAUUAUUCAUCGUACUGGGAUAGCUCUGAAGCCUUUCUGACUAUAAAAGAAACGAUAGUUAAGGCCUUAGAUGGAAGAGUAGAAAAAUUCUACAGUUUAGAGAGGAAAACUUACUCUAAUGUUUACAAGACUGAUACGUAUUCAUUCAUGUUUAUGUUCCAAGCUCACGAUACAAUCCAUCAUAUUGAAGAGGUGCCUAGCCUUCUUUGGACUGUUCCAUCGAGCAGAAAUUUAAAUACGGUAACAAAUGCUGAUGGAACUACAACUACUACUACCACCUCUAAAACUAAGGUAGAAACAAGAGAGAUGGCCAUUUAUUAUAAAAUUUUGUACAUGGUCUCCAACAUGGGUGGACUCUACUCUUUUCUAAUGUUGAUAGCUGGUUUACUCAUCAGGCCUCUCAUUAACAGAAUGUUCGAGAUAGAUAUCGUGAACGAUGCUCAUCUAGCAAAUCAAAAAGGACUCAGCUUUAUUCAAUCAAAAGAAGAACAAAAUAGAGCCUCACUCAAGAAUCUCAAGAAGGCCCUACAUUUGAAAGGAGGUACUGCUCUAGAGCAAAAGAUAAAUCAAGACAUGAGAAGCAGUGUUGCAGAGAAUCAACUCUUGAUGAACGAUGGAGGGGAAGAGGUAAAGCAACACAACUCUAAAAAGCAUAAUGGGAUGAUCAAUGAAGGGGGCUCUCAAGUAAUGCAGCCAGUAGGAAGGGCUCAAGCUGUUAUUCAGGAAAAUCCAGGAGGCUCUGCUCAAAUUAAGCAGCAGCCUAACUCAGUAUCUCAGGCGCAAUCACGAAUGCCAGCUAAAUAUUAUACUUUUAAAGACUUAUGUUGCUGCAGAAGUGGAUCUAAUAGAGGAGGAUCCUCUAAAGACAUGAAAAGAAGAUUUAUGUAUGAACUAAAAGCAUUAGAUGCAGAAAGAGAUAUUAUAAACAUUGUUGGAAAAGUCUUGGCAAUGGAAAACAAAACAGCUAUGAUGGAAUUCUCACUGAAUUCACUUCUCUCAAACCAAGGUGCAAGCUCCACAGACUCAAAAGAAGAUAAUAACUUCAGAGUUGCAAAAGAAGAAAAGGCAUCUAACAAGAGUGUGACUAUGUCACAAAGUGAAAUUAUUGCAAAGGCAAAAUCAAUCGUACAAGGCAAAGCAGCUGGUACCUCAAUCAAUAAAAUAGUUGAACAAGAAAUCUCACAGAUUAAGGAAGACAUCAUGGGAAAAGAGGCAAGAAAUAACAUGAUGUAAUUCAAUCAAAAUAUUGAUAUAAG
Messenger RNA from Moneuplotes crassus, 2044 nucleotides. NCBI's taxonomy places the organism in Eukaryota, Ciliophora, Spirotrichea, Euplotida, Euplotidae. The record is from the annotation of a GenBank genome assembly.